AUGACGAGCUCCACCUUCACCGUAUCCAACUACUGCUCCCAGCCCAUAUGGCCGGGGACGCUCGCCGGCGCGGGCACGCCGCAGCUGCCGACGACGGGGUUCAGGCUCGACCCGGGGCAGAGCGUGCAGGUCCCGGCACCGACGGGGUGGUCCGGCCGGCUAUGGGCGCGCACGGGCUGCGUGUUCGACGCGGACGGCAGGGGCGCGUGCCAGACGGGCGACUGCAGCGGGCGCCUAGAGUGUGCCGGCACCGGCGCGACACCGCCCGCGACGCUGUUCGAGGUCACGCUGGGGAAGGGGACCGCGGGCGCCGCCGACCUGGACUACUACGACGUCAGCCUCGUUGACGGGUACAACCUGCCCGUCGUCGCCGUCCCGCGGGCUCGGCCGGGCGCCGGCGGCGGGUGCAACGCCACCGGCUGCAUGGCCGACCUCAACCGCUCGUGCCCCAGGGAGCUGCAGGUGGACUGCGGCGGCGGCACGGUGGCGUGCCGGAGCGCGUGCGAGGCGUUCGGGCAGGACUAUUAG
Molecule: messenger RNA, 528 nt
Organism: Miscanthus lutarioriparius
Lineage: Eukaryota; Viridiplantae; Streptophyta; Magnoliopsida; Poales; Poaceae
Source: the annotation of a GenBank genome assembly